UGCACAUGAUCUGUCUUGGGUCAAAAUCUCCGGUCUUUCUUACAGAAAAUUUAAACCUUCAAGAUAUAAGGAAUAAUGCUGAAGCUAUGUUUGAUGCCAGAUAUUCAAGUUGACGGGGAUUAACGCUUUUACCGUGCCACAUGGCUGACGUGGUCUGUGUGAUGACAAAUUCMAAAACUGUUGAUCGCAAUUCAAGUUUACAAAUUCUCACAACUACGAGAAUCUUUGAAAACUUGUCGGUAUAACAUUUAUACUUAUUGCUUCAGCUAUAAGUGGUAUUGGUACUGAUAUUAUCAAGCAUUUGAAAGCUCUACAGGACUGGUUGCCAGGAGAUAUUGUUCUUUCYUACAAAUUUCUCUGAUCUUUGGAAAACUAGGCCUGUUUCAARCAAUUUAGCGCUUCAAAUAUACUUCAAGCUUUAAACUACAGCACCUAAAAGACAGCUGGUCUCAACAAAUGUAUUGAAUUUGAGACACUUAAUWAGUUAUACAACAAAAAUAGGCAAUAAUCUUCAAAUAAUUUAAACUAUUAUGUCUGUUUUCAAAUACCUCACAAAGCGUCAAUUACAAGACACAACGCUGUCYAGAWCAACUAUAAGYAAUUUAAAGAACCAAAAAAUCCCUUUUUUAUUGAAACCUUCAAACAUUUCACUUGGGAAGACGGAUAAAGUGUUUGCGUCGAAUUGGUUGGAUGACCGACGAGUGAUCUUUGGUACAAAGUGUAAUAAGUUAUUUGUUUUAGAUGUUUUUACAAAAGAAAAGAUUGUUAUUCCAAUGUUACAAGGCAGUCCGCACUCUGUGAUGCCAUUAGCUUCAGCAGGAGUCCAUGAUAUAGCUAUAAAUGAAAGAAGAACACUGCUUGCCACUAAUGGUGAAAACCCAAACCAYUUAGCUGUUUAUAGGCUUCCUACUCUUGAACCAGUCCUGAUUGGCGAGAACCAUAGUGACUGGGUGUUUGGAACAGAAUGGAUUAACGAUAGAUUGAUAGCGACAGGMUCAAGAGAUGGGACAGUAUCAGUAUGGAAUACAGACAGCCUUAGGUCCAGUAGUAUGAACAAUGAGGUACUAAGAUUUGCWGGCACAAGGGGACACAUCAAGAUCAGGCCCCCAGYUCUAUCACCAAAGGCAACAUUCACAAGUCCUCUAAGUGAAGACAAAAUAAGGGAUUUGGCUUACAAUGGUUACACUGGGCAUCUGGUUGCUCUCUCCCCAAAUGCCUUCCUCUAUGUGUGGGACAUAGAGACCCAACAAAGACUUUCAACAAUUCAUUUACCUUAUGAGUAUGAAAAUGUCUGUUUAGCAUUGCACAAGGAAAAGGGACUAUAUGCUGUAGGGUCUCAAUCAGAUGUUUCAUUUAUGGACUUACGUACAGACAAGAAUGUGAGGAACAUCAGAACACAGGAUAUUGGGGCUGGCGUGCGUUCUGUGAGUUUCAAGGACUCGUUAGUCACCAUUGGAACUGGUCACGGUUCAGUAUAUUUCUAUGACCUCAAUCGCAAUAAAUAUCUUACAAAAAGAUGUGGACAAACACUUUCACUGAAGUCUGGAAAAGGCUGGUUGCGUAUGGAUAGCACUGUCUAUGAGUUUUUUACAGAACAAGACGUAGACUGCUUCAAAAAUGCUAUAUACACCCAUUGUUAUGAUCCAACUGAAACGAAACUSUUUACUGCUGGGGGACCCCUUGCUCUUGUCUUGUAUGGAAACUAUGCAGCACUCUGGGAAUGAUUAUGGUAUUUGAAUAUCACAUGAAAAAAUYGUGAUUUUAACAAGUGGAUGGAUUUCUUACUGCAAGGCAAGAAUAUGUAGAAAAAGAGAAACUUGGUGGUCUGGUAAGAAAAAAAGCUUAAAAAUGAAAGAUUUUGACCGCUUGGUACUUUUAAAAUAGAUGAUGAACUUUAUCUGGAAAGCAGGUAGAUUUAAGUACAGAACAAUAACAAUUUCACAUAAUUUUAUAAUUUUUAUUUAUGGAAAUUGCAGAUUGUUUCAGGUAAAAUGAGGAAUGUUAUCAAAAGUUUUAAUCUCGAUAAUGCUAUAAAAUAUUUUAGAUUUAAUAAAAUUCAGACGUAUGACUGUGUAUAAAGGAUUUUUCUAUAACAUCAACCACGGCAUACUAUGAACUAGGGUAGUUUGCAAUGCAACCCAAAAACACUUGCUCUACAGCUUUACAAUGACAGGUGAUGGGCGAAUAUGCUCCCCUCAUGUUGCUGAGACCAUGUGUCCUAAAGGCGGCUAAAUACGAGAAACAAAAACCCUCAACUUGGCGCGAAACAUUGUUUCUGUUCAAGUUGAGCAUCGGUGUUUCUUGUUUUUCACGAUUUAUUUUUGUUGCAUAACAAGUUGACGAUGCAUGAAAAACGAGAAACUUUGAUACUCAACUUUAACAGAAACAAUGUUGCGUGCCAAGUUGAUGGUUUUUGUAUCUCGUAUUUAGCUGCCUUAUCAGUGUACAUGCACAUUUUCCUGUUCUGAAACUCUUUUGUGCCAAUUUUUGCAGUGGUACAACAUUUCCUCAGGACACCUGAUCUCUAAUAUUCMAUGAUAUCCAGGAGUGGAUCUAUGGGAAAGGUGGAGGUGGUUGCAACCCCCCAUCCCCUAAGAAAGUGGUAGAUUUGAUAAACACUACCACACAUUAUUGGUAAGGUACUUAUGUCAACAUAGAGAAAAACGAAACAAAAGAAAGGUUAUAAUUCAUAACAAUGAUUAACAAGGUUAUAAUUUUCAUACGAUUUAAACUCACUUUCUGGUGGUAACCCUGUGGUACUUGCCCGCCAACCAAAGUAAUUGGAUUGAAACUAGUAGUCUCCCUAUCUCAAUGAUCUAUAUAUAUCUCUACACCAGUCUAACUUUUGAGCCCCCACCCCCCCUCCCCCCUUUCAAAAAAAAUCCUGGAUACUCCCCUGAUAUCAAUGCAGGUUUUACGCUUCCACUAAAUGAAUGUCCAGAGCCUUCUCUGAUUGGUCAGUUUUCUCCUUGGCCUCUUCUCCCCAGUCCUUCCCCAAUAGCCAGAUUUUCAGAGGUUAUAC
Messenger RNA from Exaiptasia diaphana, 3022 nucleotides. Its product is annotated as DDB1- and CUL4-associated factor 12. Gene Ontology annotation, molecular function: protein binding. Gene Ontology annotation, cellular component: Cul4-RING E3 ubiquitin ligase complex. NCBI's taxonomy places the organism in Eukaryota, Metazoa, Cnidaria, Anthozoa, Actiniaria, Aiptasiidae. The transcript has 7 exons. The coding region runs from base 531 to 1724 and encodes 397 amino acids. The record is from RefSeq and is a predicted model, not a curated record.